Molecule: messenger RNA, 1399 nt
Organism: Hylaeus anthracinus
Lineage: Eukaryota; Metazoa; Arthropoda; Insecta; Hymenoptera; Colletidae
Gene: wuho
Product: tRNA (guanine-N(7)-)-methyltransferase non-catalytic subunit wdr4
Exons: 1
Coding region: 229-1389 (386 amino acids)
Biological process (GO): RNA (guanine-N7)-methylation
Cellular component (GO): tRNA methyltransferase complex; nucleus; cytosol
Molecular function (GO): tRNA (guanine(46)-N7)-methyltransferase activity; protein binding
Source: RefSeq, a predicted model, not a curated record
CGAAAUGCCGAUACCCCAUGAAACGCAACGCAGGUGUCUAUAGCGUAAAAUUAUAGAGCAACACAUGAUUCACAAAUGAAUUUAUUUUAUUUGGAUUUUGUGAGUUUAUAACGUGCUAGUCCGCAAUAUAUCAUUCUUUGCGAACAUAAGAUUGCACGAUUAUUUAUUUAAGAAACUACAGUGACACGAUAAACAUUUUUUAUGCCGUAAAGUGUGCGUGUUUUAAUUAUGAGUUUUUGUAUACAUGAUUCAGACGUAGCUCUGUGUAACAACGAGUAUGUUAUUAUAUACAAUAUUGAUAAUGACACGAAACACACGAUUCGUUUGCCUGACUUGCAAACAAAAAGAAAGAUUGAUUCGCACAAUAAUGUAAAUAUCGAAACAUUCCACGCGAUAACGAAUGUGUCAUUUUCGAAUGACGGAAAAUAUUUCUUCGUCUGUACGAACCGCAAGCAAUUGUGUCUGUACGAAAGAAAAACUCGGAACCUUGUUUCGAAUAGAACGCUUGCAAGAGCUGCUAGCAAAGUGCAAUUUACUCGUAGUAAUGAUAUAGUUGUCGCUGAUAAAGCAGGAGAUGCUUACUUGUUUUUUAGCAAUAAAUCUGACGAUGAAGUUUUACUUUUGGGACACUUGUCGAUGUUACUCGAUGUAUUAAUUACAGAAGAUGAAAAAUAUAUUAUUACUACUGACAGGGAUGAAAAGAUUAGAGUGUCAAUGCUCCCAAAUUCAUAUAAUAUUUUAUCAUAUUGCUUAGGCCAUAAGAAAUUUGUAACAAACAUUUUGGAGCUACCUCAUGAUAAAACUGUUUUGGUAUCUUGUGGAGGAGAUGGUAUUUUUGUACUAUGGGAUUAUAAACUUGGAAAAGAAUUAUUGUCUGUUGACUUUACUAACAAAAUAUCUAAAAAUGAUAUUGAAAAGUUUAACCAACAACUUCAAGAUUAUCAUUUAGAUGAAUCUGUGGAAAUUUUACCUGUGAAACAUAUGAGACUCUCUAUGCUUGAUAGUCUAUCAUCUUUAGUUGUAAUGAGCUUUUAUAAUAAUUCGGUAUUAUUGGUUUACAUCAUUAGUGGCAACAAAAAAUCGAAAUUUAAAGCAACAUAUGUUCAAUCUAUAGUUAUGGAUAGAGAACCCUUGGAAUGCUAUCUCUACAAACAAAAUUUAUGGCUGUUAAAUGAGUUGGGGUUUAAAGUGUACGAAUUUAAACAGGGUAAUUUUAUACCUGGUCAUGAAAUUAAUUGUAAACUGAAUCGGUUAAAUAGUCUUUGGGAAACAUUGAGAAACGACUCAAUCAAGCAGAAUUUAUUUCCAAUUUUAUAUAAAAGAAAAUAUGACAAUGUACAAGAAUAUUUAGAAAGAAAAAGGACACGUCUCGCAAACAUCGCCGAAUAAUUUUUACUAU